Penicillium nucicola is the source of this 207-nucleotide messenger RNA. RefSeq lists its product as uncharacterized. The coding region runs from base 1 to 207 and encodes 68 amino acids. NCBI's taxonomy places the organism in Eukaryota, Fungi, Ascomycota, Eurotiomycetes, Eurotiales, Aspergillaceae. The record is from RefSeq and is a predicted model, not a curated record. The transcript is spliced from 2 exons.
AUGGCUCGAAAUACCAUGUUUGGAGCUCCCCUCGUCAUUCCACUCCUGACGCUUGCUAGAAUUCUUCGACGGUGGCCGCAACUCGGCCUCGAGGUCCAUUAUGUGCUAGCUUCGAUCGCCACCGGCGCCCUUUUCUACCAUUUGAUCGACCGAGCAUCAUCCUACCGCUGGGUUUUACUAGGUGGUAUUUGCGCUAGAUGUGCCUAG